AUGCGGCUCAUGGUUGGGUCAAGCCACUGGUUCGACAAUGGGGUCCGAAAGGGCACAUAUAUGGAGCCCUUUUCUCCUAUAUCAGCUUUCUGUACACCACCAGAGCGAUACAACACGCUUCAGAAAUACGACCCACAUCAGCAACAUUCAACCAUCAGCCAAGACCCCAACGUCAUCGCUUUCAGCACAGAGUCACCCACCACACUGCCGAUGACUGACUACAACAAACACGCCAUCAACGCCCAAGACUUGACUUCAAGACUGCGUUCCCUCCAACAAACCACCUUCAACGCCAAUACCACUGCCAACAACACCAACAACAUCAAUGGAGAAACCUCCCCCUACCCAACCAUGUCCCAGCGACGUGCCCGACCCUCCAUCGACAGCACAAGCAUGCCACGCAUCACUAAAUCCGCCACAACAUCCACCACAUGCACCGCGUCGACAAACUCCUCGCGCUACACCACCACCAGCAACUUGCGCGCCUCACCAAGCGCCAGAACACACCCGGAAAGCGUGGGCGUCGCCCCGGGCGAUUUCAGUAAGCCGCGCGUUCACAGGCGCAGUCGCAGGGUCAGCAGCGAGCCGCCGGAUGUCAUCCCGUUCAAGUACUAUGGGAGGCACUCGAACCAAUGGCUUUUCAACGAUUUCAGCGUCACGGAUGCCGUGUCCAAGGGGUGGAGGAAGGUGUUUGGGAGGGAUGAAGGGGGUCGGGAUUGGUAUGAGGAUAGGGGGAGGUAG
Molecule: messenger RNA, 741 nt
Organism: Pyrenophora tritici-repentis Pt-1C-BFP
Lineage: Eukaryota; Fungi; Ascomycota; Dothideomycetes; Pleosporales; Pleosporaceae
Source: RefSeq, a predicted model, not a curated record